This is a messenger RNA of Myxocyprinus asiaticus (Chinese sucker), 3036 nucleotides long. RefSeq names its product gonadotropin releasing hormone receptor 2 (gene gnrhr2). Gene Ontology annotation, biological process: G protein-coupled receptor signaling pathway. The record is from RefSeq and is a predicted model, not a curated record. Gene Ontology annotation, cellular component: membrane. Lineage: Eukaryota; Metazoa; Chordata; Actinopteri; Cypriniformes; Catostomidae. Gene Ontology annotation, molecular function: peptide binding; gonadotropin-releasing hormone receptor activity.
AUGGAGUCGGGCCUGCUGAACUCUACCUGUAACAUUAGGUCUGAUGCCAGUAAUCUGAACAUGAGCAGCGCAGAGGAUCUUCCUCGCCUUCCGCGCUUCACCACUGCCGCUCAGAUGCGCGUGACUCUCACCCUCAUCCUAUGCGCGCUGUCCACCUGCUGCAACCUUGCCGUGCUUUACUCUGUCAACCAUAACCACCGAAAACACAGAUCACACAUCCGACUGAUCAUCACUAAUCUGGCGGUAGCGGAUUUACUGGUGACGUUCAUCGUCAUGCCGCUGGAUGCGGUGUGGAAUAUAACGGUGCAGUGGCUCGCGGGAGAUCUCGCGUGCCGGACACUGAUGUUCCUCAAACUCGUGGCCAUGUACUCGUGCGCUUUCCUGACCGUGGUGAUCAGUCUGGACCGACAGUCUGCCAUUCUGCACCCUCUCUCCAUCAAUAAAGCGAGGAGGAGAAAUAAAGUUAUAUUGAGUGUAGCAUGGACCAUGAGUGUUGUGUUAUCAAUCCCACAGGUGUUUCUUUUCCACGUUGUGGUGAUCGAUUUCCCUGAGCAGUUUAUCCAGUGUACGACCUUCGGCAGCUUUAGCUCACGCUGGCAGGAGACACUUUACAACAUGCUUACCUUCACCUUCCUCUUUCUUUUACCUCUCUUCUUCAUGAUCUCCUGCUACACCAGGAUACUGUUUGAGAUCUCCAAAAAAAUAACAGAAGAUAAAUUGCUGUCCAAUCAAAUCCAGCUGCGUAGGUCUAAGAACAACAUCCCUAAGGCACGCAUGCGAACACUGAAGAUGAGUGUGGUCAUUGUCCUGUCAUUCAUGGUGUGUUGGACACCCUACUACAUGCUUGGCUUGUGGUACUGGUUCUGUCCUGCUAGCCUGGAGGAAACGGUGUCUCACAACCUCUCACACAUGCUUUUUAUCUUUGGUCUGUUAAAUGCUUGUUUGGACCCCAUCAUCUAUGGACUCUUUACCAUUCCACUGUGCAGAGGCACAAGGCACCGACGGCAUGACAAUAACAUGGUAACCUUUGAGCAGGAGAACACUAUUAACUCUUUGAUGACGUCCUUUAGAUGCUCUGCCUCCUCUCUCACCGUAAAAAGACUGGCAGUUCAGCACACUUCUAGGGAAAAGCUAGAAUUAGACGGAGAGCAAAUAUACAGGAUUAGAGAUGAUGGGGAGGAAAUAAAAAAUGGUGUGGCCUUUUCAAGUCACUCCUCCUGUAUAGACUAAAGGACAGGCAAAAUUCAUUACCUCUUCAACUCUGCGUACCUGCUGGUGGGUCCAAAAGGGGGCACUAUGUUGCGAAAAAUGUUUACGCUUAAAAUGUUCAAGUCUUCGAAAACAUAAGUCAGGCACAUGUGGUAUCAUUUGAAAGCUUAGAAUCUGAACUUUUCACAGAUAACCAUAACUUCUUCAUUUAUGUUUCAUAAAAUAACAAAAUAAGGCCAGAAAUCAUUCGUGUCGCAUAUCAGAGCCACCUAAAGGUCAUGUGGUAGAAAUAUUAAUAUGGAUAUAAAAGUCUCUAAAAUAGCAUUUAAAUAGACAAAUAAUAUAUCAAAAGAAAGCUCUCAUUCUCAAUGCGAUUGUACAGUUUUAUUUUGUUGCCUUAAUACCAUAGUUUAAAAGAUUUUCAAAAGAAUCACAAAGUCAGAUAUAGUAUUUGUAAGACAUCAAAUACAGAUGUCUCUUUUAUGCACCAAUCACUGCUGCUGUAAGCCCCAAAUAGCUAAAAAUGUUAUAUCUGCUUUUACCUUAGGCAGUUUUCUAAAAAAUUAGCUAUCUUUUACUUGUCUGUGAGCUUGCUUGUGUGAAUAAUCCAAUAUUAUUUCUUAGAUGCCCAGAACAAGAUAUGCGGUCCAGCAGGAAAAGCAUGCUAAACGAAUCAUCAGAAAUAUAUGUUACCUACUAUUGAAGGGGAGGGGAGGAUCACAGCUUUCCCAACUUUCUAAUUACACCUAGAUUGAGCUUCUAGUCCACUCAGAGGCCGAGAUAUUUGAUGAAACAAUGAGGGUGGUGCAUGAAAGACCAAUCUUUGGCAAUUAGUCCACAGUAUGUGUAUGUAAAAUGGGAACUUUUAAAUUUCAGUGUGAAAACUGUAGGCAACAGCCCAAAAGUGCACCAGAGUUGAUGAGGAUAAAGAGUUGUCUAUGUCUAUGAUAGCUUUAAAUUUUAUUUCAGUUAAAGCCAUCACUGUUAUAAGCACUUUAAGCUAACACAAGUAUUUGAUAUAUUAUAAAAUAUAUACAUUCUUUAAAGGAACAUUUCACCCAAAAAAAUGAAAACUCUCUCAUCAUUUAACCACUGGAAUCAUAUGGAUUACUUCCAUUCUGACUUAUGUGAUUUUUGGAGUUUCAAAAUGUUGGCACCCAUUCACUUGCAUUGUAUGGACAAAAAGAACUGAGAUAUUGAUCUAAAAAUCUUCAUAUGUGUUCUGCUGAAGAAAGAAAGUCAUAAACAUCCGGGAUGGCAUAAGGGUGAGUAAAUUAUGAGAGAAUUUUCAUUUUUGUGUGAACUAUUCCUUUAAGGAAAGGGCAGAUGUAACUUACUGUAAUUGGUUUCUUAAUAUGAAUAUUUUGUGGUUGAUAAGGGAUCUCUGUUGCACGCUGUACCUUGAGUUGACUUUAUAUGUUGUAUAUUUUUGUUUCAUUAAUGCCAUAUAACUGAUCAAUUAAUGCAAAAUGACAAUUUCUGUGCAUACUUUGGUAAAUAGCAUGUCAUUACAGUAGUUUUUUUUUUUUGUUUUUGUGCAUUUAGAGUGUAAUGGAUUGCGUGUAAGGUCACAUGCUUUUCUCCAUCAGACGUAACAUGAGCACAAAUCCAUUUUCUUGAUGUGAAUUGAACUAUUUAAAAAGAUACAGAUAAUUAUUAUUGUUUUUUGCUUAUAGCAUCCCUAUUUUUGUCUCAUGGUCCAAACGUUGCAAUGACAGUAAAUUAACAGGAAAUUGAAGCCUUGAGGGGCUUGGCAGAGAUUGUUAAAUCCAAGCGACUCAAUGUGGUCCGGCUGUGAUUCACAUCAUGGUGUGUUCCACAACUUUG